AUGAAACUGAAUCACUUGCGACUUUUUGUGGUCUACUAUUCGCUUACAGCAAUAUUGCUACAAAUUAGUCUAACGUUUGCUACAGAGUUAACGUGGGACUACAAUGGCUACAUUUUAUAUUGUCCUUGCAUGGGUAAUAAUUGUAUCAACUUUCCUUGUAAACAUUGUAACGUUUGCUACUCCGGUGUCUUUUGAAUCGUGAUCUGGUGAUGUGUAGGCUAUGGUUUAUUUAACUUUUAUUAAUUCACGCAGAUUUUAAUGUAUUUGUGCUAUCUAACUUUUUAUUUUACAAAUAUACAUUUAGUGAUUAGACCAGCUAACUUCGUAGUUGAAGUUGGAGUAGCUAUAGCCUAGCCAAUUCAAAUAAUUAAUUGCUAAUGCCAAUUUGGUUCCUCAGCUCGAUUUGGAAACCAAGCCGACUACUUUCUGGGGUCUUUGGCAUUCGCCAAAAUGCUGAAUCGCACACUGGCAGUUCCCCCCUUCAUAGUGUACCGCCACCACGCGCCUCCAUACUCAAAUGUAGAUUCCGAAAUCACGUUUCCUGAUGUUGAUCUCAUCAGUCCUUUGCUUUUAAAUCCAUGAAGGGGAUGUGAACAAGGGCACACGUAGGGAGAAAAGACAGAGAAAUGAGACGCAGGAAGGAUCCAAUCUCACACUCACAGCUGUGUCCCCCUUUUAACAGGUACAUGUCCCCUACAGUGAGUUCUUCCAGCUGGAGGCCCUGACCCACUACCACCGUGUGUGGUAAGCGUAGAUGACUUCAUGAAGUAACUUGCCCCAACACUCUGGCCUAAGGGACAAAGGGCAGCCUACUGCUUUGAGUCAGCCUCCCAGAGGAGUGUAGACGAGAAGUCCUGCCCCAUGAAGGUGAGUGUUGUGAUUGAGGUGCAUAGAGUCAGAGAUGAUUUGCUGUCUACCGUUGUUUAGGUAUUGAGCCUAGUUACCAAAAGAAUAAACUUUGAAACUGGUCAGAGAGAUUGUUUGAAAGCUAGGUCCUGGAACAGAGGCUAUAGCUUUUGCUCUGUCUUUUAUAUAAUUCAAUUCCUUUCUUGUAAACUAAUUCGUUGAUUUGGUGUUGUUCAUGCCAAUGAAAAGAAUGCCAUGGCACAGUAAAACACUGCCCCCUGGUGGACUGUUACUAUAACUGUAUUUUACCCACAAAUCUCUCACAUACCGUCUAUACUAAACAAAAAUAUAAAUGCAACAUGUAAAGUGUUGGUCCCAUGUUUCAUGAGCUGAAAUAAAAGAUCCCAGAAAUGUUUCAUAAGCACAAAAAGCUUAUUUCUCUCAAAUUAUGUGCACAAAUAUGUUUACAUCCCUGUUAGUGAGCAUUUCUCCUUUGCCAAGAUAAUCCAUCUACCUGACAGGUGUGGCAUAUCAAGAAGCUGAUUAAACAGCAUGAUCAUUACACAGGUGGACCUUGUGCUGGGGACAAAAGGCCACUCUAAAAUCUGCAGUUUUGUCACACAACUCAAUGCCACCUAUGUCUCCAUUUUUAGGGAGCGUGCGAUUGGCAUGCUGACUGCAGGAAUGUCCACCAGAACUUUUUGCCAGAGAAUUGAAUAUUAAUUUCUCUACUAUAAGCCAAAUCCAACGUUGAUUUAGAGAAUUUGGCCUCACAACCGCAGACCGCGUCGUUUUCUGAUGUCAACAUUGUGAACAGAGUGCCCCAUGGUGGCGGUGGAGUAAUGGUAUGGGCAGGCAUAAGCUACGGACAACGAACACAAUUGCAUUUUAUCGAUGGAAGUUUGAAUGCACAGAGAUACCAUGAUGAGAUCCUGAGGCCCAUUGUCGUGCCAUUCAUUCGCCGCCAUCACCUCAUGUUUCAGCAUGAUAAUACACGGCCCCAUGUCGCAAGGAUCUGUACACAAUUCGUGGAAGCUGAAAAUGUCCCAGUUCUUCCAUGGCCUGCAUACUCACCAAACAUGUCACCCAUUGAUCAUGUUUGGGAUACUCUGAAUCAACGUGUAGGACAGCGUGUUCCAGUUCCCGCCAAUAUCCAGCAACUUCGCACAGCCAUUGAAGAGGAUUGGGACAACAUUCCCCAGGCCACCAUCAACAGUUUGAUCAACUCUAUGUGAAGGAGAUGUCACGUCGCACGAGGCAAAUAGUGGUCACACCAGAUACUGACUGGUUUUCUGAUCCACGCCCCUACCUUUUUUUAAAGGUAUUUGUGACCAACAGAUGCAUAUCUGUAUUCCCAGUCAUGUGAAAUCCAUAGAUUAGGGCUUAAUGAAUUCAUUUCAAUUUACUGAUUUCCUUAUAUGAACUGUAAUUCAGUAAAAUCUUUGAAAUUGUUGCGUUUAUUUCAGUGUAUUUAUCAUAUGUUUACCACGUGGUGAAAACAGUUGGAUCUGGUAUAAACGUGUUGUAAAGACUUGCUCGUGGUGUUUUAUGAAACAUCACUGUCUUGUCAUUAUCAGGACAGGAAUCCUUUCCGUUUUGGGACCAUGUAGGAGUGGAGUUUGACAGGUCUGUCCUGUUUGACGGCUUGUCCUUCAGUUCCUACCACCAACCUCACUGGAUCAAC
This is a messenger RNA of Coregonus sp. 'balchen', 2530 nucleotides long. The record is from the annotation of a GenBank genome assembly. NCBI's taxonomy places the organism in Eukaryota, Metazoa, Chordata, Actinopteri, Salmoniformes, Salmonidae.